Scutellospora calospora is the source of this 894-nucleotide messenger RNA. Lineage: Eukaryota; Fungi; Glomeromycota; Glomeromycetes; Diversisporales; Gigasporaceae. The record is from the annotation of a GenBank genome assembly.
AUGACUAACGACUUCGAAGAACCUUUCUUUGCUGAUGAACAAACUCAAACUUUGGAUCCAAAUAUCUCUACUAAAUUGCCUUCACCUUUCGAUAAUUUAAAAAUAUCUUCUACUGAAAUACUUGAAAAAAUCACUGAAAGAACUCCUUGUCCAAAAUGUGAUAAACCAGUUAAAUACUUUUGUUACUGGUGUUAUAUAUUUGUUGGCUGUGAUAGUAAAGAAAUUCCAAGAGUGAAACUACCAAUUAAAAUUGAUGUGUGGGAUUUUACAUUUUUUAUUAUUAAAUUCUUGGGUCAAAAAGUAUUAUUAGUUUGUGGUGAGAUUUCAUGUUUCGAGCUGAUUAAGCAUAAUAAAGAAUUAGAUGGUAAAUCAACAGUAGCUCACGCCAAAGUAAUUGCGCCUGAUGAUGUUGAAAUUAUUUCUUAUUUACAAAUGCCUAAAAUUAAAGAUCCGGAUCGAGUUUUAUUACUUUAUCCUAGUCCGGAUUCCAAAACAUUACAAGAAAUACCAAGAUCUUCGUUCGAUAAACUUUUAAUUGUAGAUGGUACAUGGAGACAAGCUUCAAAUAUGGCAAAGACUAAUCCUGAAUUAAAAAAUAUUCGUAAAGUUACUAUAAAGCCACAAAAAACAUUAUUCUGGAGAUAUCAAAAUAAGGAUGAAAAUCAUUUAUCAACAAUUGAAGCUCUUUACUAUUUUUUAAAAGAAUAUAAUGAAAUUUAUGAAAUUCCUGAAGAAACAAUUAAUUCAGACAAUAAUGAAUAUGAUGGAAGAUACGAUAAUUUAUUAUGGUAUUUUAAAUAUUUUUAUGAAUUUAUUCAAGCCACUUAUAGGCGACAAAAAGGAAAAAAAAAUUUUACUACUAGACAACGUGAAGGUUAUAUUCGAUAUGAGUAA